This is a messenger RNA of Gongylonema pulchrum, 312 nucleotides long. Lineage: Eukaryota; Metazoa; Nematoda; Chromadorea; Rhabditida; Gongylonematidae. The record is from the annotation of a GenBank genome assembly.
AUGGUCAGCAUGUUGCUGCCGACCCUGGAAUUGCUACUUCUGACGAUCUGUUCGUUUGGUGAACGACCGUACUGGGAUUGGACGAACCAGAAAGUGAUCAGCGAAAUAACACUGGGAUAUCGUUUACCAGCACCAAUGGAUACACCAGAUUCGUUACAUACCCUCAUGCUACAGUGUUGGCACAUUGAACGCCAUAAAAGGCCAACUUUCGGGCAAAUCCUGGAAAUUCUAGAAGAGUAUGUCCGGCAUCCAGCACUGAUCUGCGGUAGUGGCAUAGGCUUAGCCGAGUGCGUUAAUGCUUCUUCUGUCUAG